AUGAGCUUGGUGUGUGAGGACAGAGGUUUGAACGCCUGGGGCGUGGCCACUGAUGGAAGUGAGGUCCAGCCUUUCCUGCCCACGUGGCUGGCCGAGCCGAGCUCUGUCGGGAGGAACGUCACUGAAGACCUGGUGCCUAUCGAGGACAUCCCGGAGGUCCACCCUGACCUGCAGAGGAAGCUGCGCGCUCACGGCAUCUCGUCCUACUUCCCAGGGUUCCUCGUGGCCAGAGGCGGCUACCAGCCCAGGGACCUCUGUGUUUCUGCCCCGACGGGCAGUGGGAAGACCCUGGCCUUUGUCAUCCCCGUGGUGCAGGCCCUGCUGCAGCGAGCUGUGUGCCAGGUUCGCGCCCUGGUUGUGUUGCCCACUAAGGAGCUGGCCCAGCAGGUGAGCAAAGUAUUCAACGUCUACACCGACGCCACGCCUCUGCGCGUCGCCCUGGUCACCGGGCAGAAGUCGCUGGCCAAGGAGCAGGAGAGCCUCGUCCAGAAGACGUAGGUCCUGCUGGGCGCGGGCCC
Molecule: messenger RNA, 518 nt
Organism: Myotis davidii
Lineage: Eukaryota; Metazoa; Chordata; Mammalia; Chiroptera; Vespertilionidae
Product: ATP-dependent RNA helicase DDX51-like
Exons: 5
Coding region: 1-498 (165 amino acids)
Cellular component (GO): nucleus
Molecular function (GO): ATP binding; nucleic acid binding
Source: RefSeq, a predicted model, not a curated record